Molecule: messenger RNA, 1410 nt
Organism: Meira miltonrushii
Lineage: Eukaryota; Fungi; Basidiomycota; Exobasidiomycetes; Exobasidiales; Brachybasidiaceae
Exons: 1
Coding region: 88-1329 (413 amino acids)
Molecular function (GO): arylformamidase activity
Source: RefSeq, a predicted model, not a curated record
UUCGUAUCCUCUUUACCAUCAUCGUGUGUGACCUACAAACAUUCAGAUACUCAUUCCCCACUCUCGCAUUAGAAACCUUUUUUCAUCAUGUCACGCGAUAAACAUGAACAUGAUAGCUCAACUAGACGUCUGGCUGCCAUUGCAGGUCAAUUAGGCAGCGUAACAUCUUCCUCCGUUCAAACCAUCGCUCGUCGUCCUAUGCCUUCUUCGAGACCACAAAAAGAAUGGCGUCAUCUUCCAACAUUCAAAGAAUUACCAAGAGAAGGUGGUUUCCCCGGUUGUGCAUGGAACGUUUUCGGAGCAGGUGAUCAAUUAGGUACAGUGAACUUGUUAACAGAUCAUGUGAUCGCAAGAACAGCAAAAGAAGAAAUUCGUACAGGUCAUGCGAUCUCACUUAAUUGGCCAAUUCAUUUACCCCUCACACCUUUCUUCGGUCGUCGUGCUGCUCAACAUAAAUUAUUGGCGAGACGUGCUCAUGAUUUCGCUGAACGAAGGGAAGCUGUUCAAGAUACAAUGAAACGUAAAGGAUACCAUGUAGAAACAAGAACCGAAAACGAUGAUCCAUCUCAAGGUCCACUUUCCGAUGAUGAAUUACACAUUAAUACCCAAAGCGGUACGCAAUGGGAUGGUUUGCGUCAUUAUGGACAUAUCUCACUCAAUUGUUUCUAUCAAGGUAUUCCAAGAAAGGAUAUCCAUUCCACCUUCGACCAGAAUGACCAUACACAAAAUCCAUAUGCAGACGUCAAAUCACAUGCAGCUCAAUUGGGCAUUCAAAAUUGGGCACAACAUGGUAUCGUUGGUCGCGGUGUUUUGUUAGACGUUUGGGGUUAUCUAUGGCGCAAACAUGGUCGUCAACCUUAUGAUCCUGUUUCAACUCAUGCAAUCACUUUGGAUGUCUUGAAAGAAGUUGCUCGUGCUCAAGGUGUUCGAUUCCGUCAAGGUGAUAUUCUCUUGAUUCGUGCCGGAUUCGUACAAAGGUAUCAGAGUUCAACCGUUCAAGAACGUGAACAAUGGGCCAAACAACCUGCUCCAACACUUGCAGGACUUGAACAAGGCGAACAUAUGUUGGAAUGGAUUUGGGAUAAUCAUUUCGCAGCAAUUGCCUCUGAUCAACCUGCUUUGGAAAGAUGGCCUUGUCCAACUGGAUCUACCUUGUUGCACGAAACGCUAUUAUCGCUUUUCGGUAUGCCAAUCGGUGAAAUGUUUGACUUGGAAGAACUUUGUAUGCACGCCCAACGUACACGAAGAUGGACAUUCUACUUUAGCAGCUGGCCAAUGAACAUUUACGGUGGUGUAGCCUCACCCGCAAAUGCGUCGGCAACAUUCUAAAUUUUCGGCACAAUUCUCAUCAGAUAUACUCUAUACAUAUUGCUGUUGUAUAAAUGCCAAUGAAAAAAGUACAUGCUUAUC